AUGGAUGAAACCAGCUUUUGUAGCGGACUGUCAACCGGGAGGACGUGUAAGUAGAUUAUACAUUGUUUUUUUAUAUUUAGAUAUUAAUUUGAGCAUCAAUUGUGAGAAAAUUAAUUAAAGUGUGCUGUUACAUAGUUUGCUAUAUUACACUUUAUUUAGAUGACUCCAUGCCGGCUAAUGCUCAGAAUAGGAUCCAGCAUCUUGAGAGUGAGCUGUAUAACACUCAAGCACAACUCACUCAGCUGCUUGGAAUGAAAGACAAGAGUUCUGCUGAUCAGGUAAGAGUUUUAUUAAUAUUGUUCUGCUUUUAGGAGGAUUUAUUUAUCUAGUUGGUUUUUAUUGAAGCUUAUUAUAACUUUAAUAGUUUGUGGACACUAUUGGGCUUCAAAAAAAUUAUGAAUCUUAAAGUAAUUAAGCAAUUUGACUUUCUUUGAGCUCAUAUUAUCCAAGUCUUUGUUGUAGAUCCGUGACUUGUCCUUGAAACUGACUCACAAGAACAAUGAAGUGGAAUCACUACGUAAGAAGGUGGAAGAACGUGAGGAACAGAUUAGACGUAUCAAAAGAGCGAAUGACACUGAUAUUAAACAGCUACGACAAGAUGUUCUAAGGCUUCGCGAUGAGAACGCUGAACUAAAGCAAGAAAAGCAGGAAUGGGAAGCUGCCAAAAGAGAUGAUGAGUCCAAAUUGUAUCAGCAGAUGCUCAAUCAGACUAGUAGUUCUAGCAAGGGACCUGGUAGGUGUUUUAGAUCGUUUGAGGGGGUUUGAUAUAGGUAUUGAUAUUGUUUUUGGUGAUGUGACGAGUUUUUGAAGUUGUAGGUUUAUUUUGUAAAAUACGUAUUGGAUUAUUUUUUGAUAAAGUAAUAGUAAUAUGUCGUCAUUUCAGCUCAAGUUUUCUCAACAUUUAACAAAUCCAAGGCCGAUUCGAGCAAAGUUGUGGUGUCAGCGAGGCAACAGAGUGAAAAACCGGCUUACUGGUCGGAAAACCCUGACUUUUUCCGUAAUCAGUGCUUGGAUAUGGACUCGAAUUGUGGUGAUUCUUUGGCUAGUGAAAGUAGAGUACACAUCUCUGUCGAUGCUGAACUUUCCGUAGGUUUUUGACUUCAAAUUGCUACGUUUUUAGUGGAAAUUAUAUUGUUUUAGAUGUUUUUGGUUAAUUUUAUGUAGUAAAAAGCUGAAUAUGGGUGUUAGACUUGGUUUUCUUGGCUUUAUAGAUCAAAAAGUUAUGUUUUAUAUUAUUUUAGGUAAUAACUUUAGAUUACGAGGUCAAAACCUUCAUUUUUUGAUCUAAAACUUGAAGUUUAGGGCAAUGUCUUUAGUUCACAUUGAACACUCUUACUUUUAAAGCUAUAUAUUACCUAAAAUUCUUUUCAGAUGAAUGCCAACGGCUUCCGUGACAUUCUGAACCUCACCAACAGCGCUCAAGCCAAUGUGAAGAAUUACAAGAACGUUUUGAAGACUUGGAAGGGUAAUAUGGAGGUACUAUUCGAACAAGUCAAAGCCACAGCUAACUUCCUGGGUGAUAUUGCCAAUAAAAUGGGUAGAAAUGCGACUGAAAAGGAGCAGAUCAAAGAGGUACUUACUAAGAUCAAUGGUAUGACAUUCAACUUGAACCUGAGUGUGGAUCAGACCAAGGAACUGAUGGAAGGGGCAAAUGGAGUGGAGGAGAGUCUGAACGAGCUCAGCCAUAUCAUCGAUGAUUCAUUGCGGUAAGGAGGGUGGAUUUUUGAGGAGGGGCGGGAGUUAUGUUGUAGUAGGUGGAACUUUUGAAGGGGGUUUAUAUUGUAGUAGGUGGAAGUUUGGGAAUUUUCAUCUUAUAUUGUAGUAGGCUUAUUGUUAAGGGUUUUAUGUUAUAGUAGUUCGCUCUUAGCGAUUUUUAUGCAUUACUGGAUAUAAAUUCAACUUUUUAUAUUGUAAUAGAUAAAAAAGUAAAUUUUCUUACCUAAAUUCUUUGUUUUUUUGCUUUAAAGUUUAGUUUUUUGCCAUUUCGAUUACUCUGGUUAUUUUCAAAUUUACCAUAGAGUAAAAGCAGUACCUUGUCAUUAAUAUAUGAGGAAAGGAACAAGUUUCAACGUCUAUAACAAAAUUUGUGCUUAUUUUAGUCGAAGCAUGUCCAUAAUUGAAGCCCAAGUGGACAAAGACGAACAUAAUGAAGUAGAACUGAACCAGAAGAUUGUAGAAGCCCAAAACGAAGUGGCAAAGUACAAAGAAGAAGCUAAAGACCUAAGGAAACAACUGGAGAAGGCGUCGAAGAAUAUCGAAACCCUUGAAUCAGAUGCAAGAAGAAGAGAAGAGUUCAACAAUGAUGAGAUUCGACAAAGAGAAGAGGAAUAUAAGAGAAAUGUUGAAGUCUUGGAGACAAGUUUGAUCAGGAAUAGAAAGGUGAGGUUGAAUAUGACGUGUUUUACGUUGUAGUAGGGAGAUGUGAUAUUGUUUUAGGUGGUUUAAUUGAUAUUGUUUGCCAUUUUAGCAAGUUGAAACGGACGAAAACCAGCUAAUCGAACUCUCCGAGAUCCGUCAACAAUUAGAAGAAGCCCAAAAUGCCCUCCAUUCAGAGAGAAAAGACCAUGUUGACCUCAAGAUUCAGCAUGAAAAGCUGGAAAAAGAGCUGGAAGCAGCGAUGGCAGAGCUAGAUGAGUUUGUGACGGAAUGUAAACGAGCUCAAAGCGAAGCCAAAGCUCAAGAACAGGUCGUGGAAGAGCUGAAUGAGAAGAUACAGAAGUUCAAGCAGGGAGAAGCACGAUUCAGACAGGUGGCGAUGGAGCUAGAACAAGUUAAACAGGGAGUAGAAGUAUUUAGUCAGGAGCUACAGCAAUGCAAUGAAGCGUUACAAGAAGCUGAGAGAGAAAAGAGGAAGCUGGAAGCAAGACAGGAGAUGGCCUCAGAACUGGCAAACAGAGUUGAAGCUCUGAAGAAGGAUCUGGCUAAUGCUGAAGGUGAUAAGAGACAGUACAGUGAGUGGAUUCUGAAGAUUGCCGAGAAGAUUCCGAAAGCCGCCGAAAUUAGGUAAGAUUGUGGAAUUUUUGAUCGAAAUUUGCCAUUUUCGAUAAGAGGGUCGAAGAUAAUUUUUGAAAUUUCGUUUUCAGCCUCGAGCACGAUCAAAUCCCAGUGAUUGUGGGCAAAAUCAAGGGCUAUAUUGAAGCAAUGAUCCGUGACAAAGCCGACCUAGAAGAUCUAUAUGGAGUGCUGGAACAGGGCAAUCGACAGUUGAGACAGAAUAUCGAAAAAGGGUAGGGUAAAUUUAAUGAAAAAUUUAAUUUUUUUGGGAGAAGGCUAAAUUGAGGAUUUUAAAGGUAUUUUAUGCUGGAUAUCGGGGAAUUAGGUAGGGUUUUUAAAGGAAAAGUUAUAUUUUUAAAGUCGAUUUUAGGGUUUUUUUUGCCCUACCCAUAGUCUUGCCUUCCCCAUAGCCUUGCCCUCCUCUUAGCCUUGUCCUACCCAUAACGUUACCCUUCUCAUAGCCCUGCCCUACCCAUCGCUUAACCCUACCCAUAGCCAUGCUCUCUGCAGAGCCUUACCAUACCCAUAGCUUUUCCCAACUUAUAGCAUUGUCCUCCCCAUUACAUUGCCCUGUUCAUGGCCUUGCCUUACCCAUGCCCUACCUAUAGCCUUGCUCUUCCUAUUGUGCCCUCUCCAUAGGCAAGGCCAUGGUGAGAGCAAAUCAUAACUUUGGCUGACACAUAUAUAGCCUUGCUCUAUCAAUCGCUUUGCAUUCCUACAGUCUUGCCUUCCCCAUAGCCUCGCCCUUCACAUAGCCUUGGUCUCCUCUUAGCCUUGCCCUACCCAUAGUCUUGCUCUACCCAUCGCUUUGCCCUUCCUACAGUCUUGCCUUCCCCAUAGCCUUGCCCUUCACAUAGCCUUUCCCUCCUCAUAAACGUGGCUGACACAUAGCCUUGCCGCACCCAUAGCCGUGUAAAUCAUUAUUUUUUUACGCUAAACGAAGUAUAAAAAUGCCAUUUUUCAAUAUUGGUGCUUUUUUUGGUACAACUCUCUUGUUAGUCAAUUUUUUAUUUGUUUUCAUGCCUAAAAUCCUUCAUUUCAGAGCCGCCAAACAAGGCAUCGAACUGGAAAUUUCCCCGGUCCGCACAAGCGCCAUGAAAAUCGACAGCGCCGAAGAGUUCCACAAGUACUUUGACAGUCUGGUCAUCAUGGCCAAGCGACUGGUCAAAAAGUUGAGGGAAAACAACGGCGACAAAGCUCAGGUCACGGAAGACGCUCGCCAACUCCGACUAGCUCUCAUGAACGGCGACGAGUUCUUCAAGAAAAACAAGGAGAAUCUGAAGGUACGGCUACACGGCAUGGGACCCGACAUCAAACAACACCUCGGCCACAUACAUGAGGUCCUGACCAACAUUCGCAACUCCACGAGGAAAUGA
This is a messenger RNA of Bursaphelenchus okinawaensis, 4370 nucleotides long. NCBI's taxonomy places the organism in Eukaryota, Metazoa, Nematoda, Chromadorea, Rhabditida, Aphelenchoididae. The record is from the annotation of a GenBank genome assembly.